ACAUCGUUGAUUUAAUUCAUAGUCCCCUCCCCUCUCAGUGGUACAUUCCCAUGGGCGGGGUUACACAGGCUUGGGACUGUCAGCCUUCCCUAUCCGGUUCAGAUUUUGGAUCUCAGAGUUGCAGUGGAGAAGGAAACAUCAGUCAGAGGGCAGGAAUCAGGGAAGAAUCCAUGAGUGAAAGCCCACCCGCGCAGCAUGCCAUAUAUCCAUAAGUUCCGAAGGAUUUGUGAAGGGAGACACCACUUUAAUGCAGAUUUUGCAAAUGUUAAGCAUGGUAAAAACGAUUCGAGGGAAGGUGAGAAAUCAAGUUCGUCUCAUGGAACCGGCCCCAGAAAGAAAGAUGUAUCCGGCAUCACGGAAGCUACGGAAGAUGCUGAGGCCGAACGUGCAGAGAAAAGUGAAAAAGAAAAUAUUCCGGAGCAAGAUGAAAGCUCCGUUCCAGGGGAAGCUUCCCCGCCCGCAGAUUCUUCCGUGGAUAAACAACACGACUGUCCCGUGUGUCACAAACUAUUUAAGUCACAUUCUGAGCUGAUUAAACAUCAAAAAAUCCAUGCGAAGAAAGAAUGGAUCUGCUUGGAAUGUCACAAACAGUUCCCGACCAAAGCCAAGCUUGUCAAACAUCGGAAAACCCACAGGGGGAAGGGAAAGACGCUUUCUUGUCCCCACUGCACAAAGCGUUUCAUGCGGAAGUCGAAGUUUGAGGCUCACUUGAAGGUUCAUGAGAAGACCUACGUGUGUCCCGAGUGUGACCGAUGUUUCAACAUCAAGUCGAACUUCACCAGGCACAUGCUGGUUCACACGGAGGAGAAGCGCUUUGUGUGUUCGGAAUGUGGGAAGGGUUUUUCCCAGAACACCCAUUACCUUAAACAUAAGAGGAGCCACAAAAACGAAUAUCUGGUGUACUGCUCCGAGUGCGGCAAGGGAUUUUUCGACAAGUACAGCCUGAAAGCCCACCUCAAGAUUCACACCGGAGAGAAACCGUUCUCCUGCUCCGAAUGUGGCAAAGGCUUCAUCCAAAAUUCACACUUGGUUUUGCACCUAAGGAUUCACACGGGAGAGAAACCUUUUGCGUGCCCUGAAUGCGGCCGGCGUUUUAGCGAUAAAUCGAGUCUUGUGAAACACAAACGCAUUCACACCGGGGAGAAGCCGUAUAAGUGCUCCGACUGCGGGAGAGGCUUUGGGCAGAAUUCAUAUCUCGUUAUGCACAAAAGGACUCACACGGAGGAAAAAACGUUUUUCUGCUCGGAGUGUGGAAAGGCUUUUAUGGACGAGGCAGGCCUUCUUAAACAUCAGCGGCUUCAUACCGGAGAGAAACUCUUUUGCUGCCCGACAUGCGGGAAAGGUUUCACGGAGAGAUCAUGCCUUGUGAAGCAUCAAAAAAUCCAUACGGGAGUGAAACCCCACACUUGUUCUGUAUGCAAGAAAUCCUUUACCGAAAAGUCACAUCUGGUAAAGCACCAGCGAAUUCACACCGGCGAAAAACCCUUCUCGUGUUCCGAGUGCGGAAAACAGUUUGUUCAAAACGCCCAUCUGAUCAAGCACCAGAGGACCCACACGGGGGAGAACCCAUUUUCGUGUUCUGAAUGCGGGAAAAGGUUUGUGGAUAAAUCCAAUCUGGCGAUGCACAGCAGAACUCACACGGGGGAUAAGCCCUUCUCUUGUUCUCAGUGUGGGAAAAGUUUUGUGCAAAGUUCGCAUCUCCUUGCGCAUCAGAGGGUUCACACGGGGGAGAAGCCGUUCUCAUGUUCGGAGUGUGGGAAGUUUUUCCGAGACAAGUCAAGCCUUAGUAAGCACAAACGCGUUCACACCGGAGAGAAGCCAUUUUCCUGCUCUGAGUGUGGGAAAAGCUUUAGCCAAAAUUCCCAUCUUCUCACGCAUCAGCGGACUCAUACGGGACUGAAGCCGUAUUCGUGCUCUCAGUGCGGGAAAAGCUUCAGCGAUAACUCGAGUCUGGUGAAACACCGGAGACUUCACACGGGGCUGAAGCCGUUUCGCUGCUUGGAAUGCGGCAAGUGUUUCAGCCAAAAAUCCUACCUGAUUAUACACACGUCGACCCACACGGGGGAUCAGGCCAUCGCUUGCUCCGAGUGUGGCAAAUUCUUUAGCAAUAAAUCCAAUAUGGUUAAACAUAAGAAAAUUCACAUGAGAUAAGCCAUUAUUUAAUCUGACAUUGUUCGCUUCUGUUGCAUAAGCCACGAACAAUGAUGUGCAGCUUGCAUUGGCCAUUGGUUAUGUUUAAAUGACCGUCUUUCGUGUUCCGAUGGGCUUAUCCCUAGUAGGGAAGUUAUAAGAAUGGCUGUCACGCCGAUGAUAUCAUUUAUCUGUAUCCUUCUUAGGCACUGUAGGGCCCUUAACUAGAACUGACCUCAAAAGGCAGCUUAGGGAUGGUUCAACUCUAAGGGGCUGAUUUACUAAUCCACGAAUCCGAAUC
Molecule: messenger RNA, 2431 nt
Organism: Xenopus tropicalis (tropical clawed frog)
Lineage: Eukaryota; Metazoa; Chordata; Amphibia; Anura; Pipidae
Gene: znf850
Product: zinc finger protein 850
Exons: 2
Coding region: 196-2151 (651 amino acids)
Cellular component (GO): nucleus
Molecular function (GO): sequence-specific DNA binding
Source: RefSeq, a predicted model, not a curated record